Gilbertella persicaria is the source of this 789-nucleotide messenger RNA. RefSeq names its product DnaJ domain-containing protein. The coding region runs from base 1 to 789 and encodes 262 amino acids. Lineage: Eukaryota; Fungi; Mucoromycota; Mucoromycetes; Mucorales; Choanephoraceae. Gene Ontology annotation, molecular function: heat shock protein binding. The record is from RefSeq and is a predicted model, not a curated record. The transcript is spliced from 2 exons. Gene Ontology annotation, cellular component: nucleus; cytoplasm.
AUGGCACUCGAUUGUUACAAGAUCUUGCAACUUGAAAACACAGCUACUCUUGCUGAUAUCAAAAAAGCCUAUCGUAAGCUUGCACUUCAAUUCCAUCCGGACAAGCAACCUACCAAUGCUACACCUGAACAACUCGAAAAAGCCAAUGCCUCAUUCCAACAACUAGGUAUGGCCUAUGCUGUCCUUAGCGAUCCUAAACGAAAAGAACGAUACGACAAGACAGGUGUAACAGAAGAAAGUUUAUUCGAAGAUGGAGAUAAAGAUUGGACAGCUUAUUUCAAAGAGUUAUGGUCUGGUAUCGUGAAUGAAGAGACAAUUGAAGCCCACAAAUCGAAAUAUCAAGGCUCCGAAGAAGAAAGACAAGAUGUUCUCAAGGCUUAUAACCAAGUCAAAGGUGACAUGGACAAAAUAUUGACCAUGAUUGAAUGCUCAUCAGCGAGCGACUGUCCCCGUUUUGAAAAAAUGAUUCGAGAAGCUAUUAAAAAGAAAGAAGUAGUUUUACACAAGAAACUCAAUCCAACCACCACAGAGAAAGCACAACAGGCACGCCUGAAAAAGGAAGCAAGAGAGCAAGCUGAAUUUGAUGCACAACAAAACGAAAAAGAAGAAGAUGGAUUAGCUGCUUUGAUUCAACAGAGAAAUAAAGAUAGACAGGCUCGAAUGGAUUCAAUCAUUGAUACAUUAGCGAAUUCAGAAAAGAAAAAAGGUAAAAAGAGAAAGCAGGAAGACAUGCCUUCUGAAGAAGAGUUUCAACAACUUCAAGAAAAACUGUUUAAAAAGAAGAAAUAA